Molecule: messenger RNA, 2769 nt
Organism: Puccinia graminis f. sp. tritici CRL 75-36-700-3
Lineage: Eukaryota; Fungi; Basidiomycota; Pucciniomycetes; Pucciniales; Pucciniaceae
Exons: 5
Coding region: 232-2604 (790 amino acids)
Source: RefSeq, a predicted model, not a curated record
CCCACCACCACCACCACUGAAACACUCAGUUGGACGGACCACUCAGACUGAAGACCACAUACACUCACCCCACCAUAAAUACUCAGCAAGCACCUCAAACUCAUCUCUCCCACAUCGCCUCCGCACCAAUUCCGAAUCAUCAAGCUCAAGAAAAUAGAGAAAAACAGUUCAAGCAAUCGAGCGAGCGUCCAGCCUCCUGCCGACUCAAGCCAAUCGACAGAAGAGGAUCCGAUGGAAGAAAACAUUAACAUGGCCGGUCUCAGGCCUGAGUUUUGCUCUCAUUCGGCCCGAGUCAUGUCAUUCAAAUCCAAGAAAACACUCCCCAAAGCUUCCCGAUGGCCUCACCCGCAAUCCUUCUCUCUGACAGCCGAAGUCCUAGCGUCUGCUGGCUAUUUUCAUGAUCCGGCUGAUAACGAGCCAGAUAGGACGACCUGUUGGAUGUGUGGAGAAUCUAUGAAAGGAUGGGCUGAAGAUGAUGAUCCCUGGGAGUUGCACCUCACUUGGAGCUCCAAGUGUCCAUUUGCUCGGAUAGCCCUACUAGAACAUCAGCGAGAUACCCAGAAACCUUCGUGGUCAGACUCGCCUACCCAGUCUUGGGGUCCUAGUCAAGAAUGGUUUCCUCGAGGAUCAACUAUGAUCGAAGCCCGCUUAGCCACUUUCUGUGGCCCAGACGGUCCUUGGAAGCACGAAGGCAAGAAUGGGAUACCUACCCGCUUAGAACUGGCUCGCGCUGGAUUUCACUUUACUCCCAACCUGUUCAAAAAAGGGCGCAAAUUUGAUGUCGAUGAUACAACUUCAUGCUGUUAUUGCCACCGGAGUGUGACUGAGUGGGAAGUAGAUGAUGAUCCAGUUUCAGUUCAUCUAAAGAAGGGUGCCUGUAUUUUCUUCACUGCCGUUCAACCGACUGAAAACGCCAAAAAAGCAAAUGGCAAACAGACCAAGAAACCUUCCAAAACCCCGGACUCUGGUCUCUCAAAUUCAAUCAAGGCUUCAGCUGCUGAUUUGUCAGCGGCUGAACUGCACGGGGACUCCGUGAUGACAGAGAAGAGCUCUCGCAGCAAGAAAAAGGCUUCUACUGCACCAAAAACUGGGCGACGCGUCUUAGCUUCUUCAAUAUCGGGGUCAGCCACUGCGGCCAACGAGUCUAUGGUUGCCGAAUCAGAAGACUCUGUCAUCCACCAAAAGCCAACUCGGGCCUCCCGCAAAGCUCCACCGGCCCCCGAUGUGCCACGUUCCCCUGAGCCAGUUGCCGAGCAAAGCGUUUCCAAGCCGCCGGUCGCCCUUGGAAAAUCUACGCGUCUAUCUCGAUCAACCUCCAAGGGAGCAUCGGCCCCCACUAGCAAUCGUUCGACCACUUCCAAUACAGUCAAUCGGCCUAGGACGAGAGCCAGCUCAAACGCGUCUAGUACUAUCGAUAAUAUCACCCGACAAACGAUCAACCGGAACGGUGAAGAUCAGUCUCAGUCUCCGACGGAAGAUGAGGAACCGGUGGUGAAGCCUAAAAAAACCCAGCGACAAAAGAAGCCAACUACUAAACCCAGUCAGCCCUCCUCGGUACUCGGCAGUGAAACCGAAGAUCAUCGCCCUGUUCGUCAGAUGAGUCGUAGCCAAAACACGAUAGUUGAUCAACGAGAACUUUCAACCGUCGGUCGGGGAGAUGAAUCGAAAGUUGAAGAAGAAGAAGAGAUUAGCAAUAAGAAGACUCGAGUACCUGGAAGGAAGAAGGGACCAAUCUCACAAAGUCUUAGAUCCGAAGCUCCACCGCAAGUGGCGCCCAACAAGAAGCUGAUGAAGAGUCCUGAGAUCCACUCACCGGAGGGAGACCAAUCAACGACGCGUCCGAAGGCUCUGAUGCCAUCCCUCUUUCCAGGGUUCAACCCGCAAGCGCCGCAACUGUACCCCACCCUGCUAACGGUUGCGGCCAAGAGGGCGGCCUCGACGGCUAGACCGACUGGCCCAGCUCCACUAGAGAAGUCGAAGCCUGUGGGUCCAAAGGAGCUCGCGCCAUCACGCUUCCCAGGCUUCCAUCCGCAAGCCCCGCCACUGGACUCGAAUCCUGUACCGGUUGCAGCCAAGAAGCCGGCGGCAGACUCAACGGCCGGCCCGAGGAGCCCACCAGGUGCCGAAGAGCGGAGAGCCAAGGCUGCGGGUCGACAAGAUAAGGAGGAGGAGGAAGAAGAAGAAGCCACGAAGGCACCGGCGACGGUUGACCAAGUGAACAUCGAUGGAUUGUUGAAGGAGUAUCUGGCGCGAGAGCCGGGCACGCUUCCUGAGGGCUGGCUGCCGAACCCUUACAACCCUUCCCGUCCGUUCCCGCCAUUGACAGAAGAGGAGGGGCAGAUGCCGUUGAAUGAGUACUUUGCAUAUCGGGCCAGACAGGAGGAGGAGGCCUUUGUCCAGUGGGUGGAUGAGAAGAUCUUGGCGCCUUGGCUCGCCGCCGUCGAGGAUGGUCAACUCCUCCUCCAAUCUUUCGUCGAUCUGCGCAAAUCUCAACGGCCUUCUAAUAAGAAUCUUAAACAGAUUCCUGCCACUUCUUCUUCUGCUGCUGCUGCGGCUGAAGGAAAGGAAAACAAGCGCGACUUGAACUCGAUUCAUUCCCGGUGAUUCACUCUUCUUGGUCCAUUCAUCUCAUGCCUCCUCAUCCAAUGCUUUACAAUCCCCUUCCUUUUCUCUGCAUUGGAGCCAAACUUUCUUUUUUUUCUCAUCACUUGAAUACGAGUAUGGUCUACGCUUGUCUCAGCUACAUUUACAAUCUUUGGGAUAUAUGAA